Molecule: messenger RNA, 716 nt
Organism: Cydia amplana
Lineage: Eukaryota; Metazoa; Arthropoda; Insecta; Lepidoptera; Tortricidae
Product: protein cereblon-like
Exons: 4
Coding region: 28-624 (198 amino acids)
Source: RefSeq, a predicted model, not a curated record
UACAUAUUAGUUAUUACUAGAUGUACAAUGAACCCAACUUAUGUUUUGAUAUUCAUGUGUACAUUGAUUGUAGAAAUAGGUACAAUCAUUUUGAAUAAGCCUAACCCUCGAAUGUCCCUGGAAGCCGGUGGUAAAAACUCUACAGGUUCGCAAAACUCAGAAAAUAUUUUGUGCAGAGGCUGUGGAAGUCAAACGUCUUCGGCUAAUUUCAUAAUAUCCAAAUUAAGCCCGUCCUCUCACUAUGCGUUCAAUGACACAUUGUUCAAUAGAGAAAUGGUUCUUGUACAAGUAGUAUCACAUGAUAUCAUUUUUCAAUUCCCUGUGAUACGCGAGAAUGACAAGUCUGUGGUGAUAACUACCACUCAAUCUACAUGCCAAGGUUUUGGGGAGUGGCAGGUUGAUAAUUCAUGGUUCCCUGGAUAUCGCUGGAAGCUCUGCAUUUGCCCUGACUGUGGACAACUUGUAGGCUGGAUAUUUGAGUCUAUUAGUCGUGGGAGUCUUAAAUCACCAGAUGAAGUUUUCUGUUUAGUUCUGACAUCAGUGAUUGGAGAAUCUUGUAACUAUAAUUUGGAUCACAAGGGUUUUGUGGGAACUUGUGUUGUUUUUUUCAGAAUGGGAGGAUAAUUGUUAGCUAUUUGUGGAUUGUGACUGCAGUAUAAUUAUUUUUGCUUGUUAUCAGAUAUACAACCAGGAAUACCUCUUGAUGUUUGCUUUUU